AGUACAAUCAGUUUGCUUCGCUCUGUCGACCCCUUCGGUACACACUCCAAAUUCUUCAACAUGCCCCAAUUGGAUCUCUACAACAUGCCCAUGGCUCCCGCCAGCCGGGCCAUCCAGAUGAUUGCCAAGGCCGUGGGCGUGGAACUGAACUCCAAGUUCAUCAACACCUUGGAGGGUGAUCAGCUGAAGCCCGAGUUCGUGAAGAUCAACCCCCAGCACACCAUUCCCACCCUGGUGGAUGACGGAUUUGCCAUCUGGGAGUCGCGAGCCAUCGCCGUCUAUCUGGUGGAGAAGUACGGCAAGCCCGACUCCUCUCUGUACCCCAAGGAUCCCCAGAAGCGGGCUCUGAUCAACCAGCGGUUGUACUUCGAUAUGGGCACUGUCUACGACGCUUUGGGCAAAUACCUGUUCCCUCUCUUCCGUACCGGAAAGCUUGGCGAUCAGGAGGCUCUGGACAAGUUCAACACCGCCAUUGGGUUCCUCAAUACCUUCCUCGAGGGUCAGGACUUCGUGGCCGGCAAGGAACUGACGGUGGCUGAUAUCGUCCUUUUGGCCACUGUCUCCACCACCCAAUUGAUUGCGUUCGACUUGGCCAAAUUCCCCAACGUGGAAAGGUGGUACAAGAAUGCCCCCAAAGUGGUUCCUGGUUGGGCUGAGAAUCUGAAGUCCUUGGAGGAGGCUAAGAAGUUUUUCGAUGAGAAAGUAGCUGCACUAAGUAAAUAAGUACUGAACGUAGUAAGCCCUCAAUGUUUAAAUUAUUCUUAAUUGUAAAUAAAAACUUGUUUAAAAAUUAAA
Molecule: messenger RNA, 795 nt
Organism: Drosophila ananassae
Lineage: Eukaryota; Metazoa; Arthropoda; Insecta; Diptera; Drosophilidae
Gene: GstD7
Product: glutathione S-transferase D7
Exons: 1
Coding region: 61-723 (220 amino acids)
Biological process (GO): glutathione metabolic process
Molecular function (GO): glutathione transferase activity
Source: RefSeq, a predicted model, not a curated record